AUGUCGUUGGAAAAAAGUUGUGAUGCUGGCACUGGAGAGUGUCUCAACUGUCUUCAUCAUACCGAGGGUGCUCAACGUGAAAAUUGUGUUGAUGGGUAUUAUGGAGAUGCCGAAUUGAAGACUUGCCAGAGAUGCGUCUGCAACGAACUAGGAACCAACACCACUAAAGAAGCCUGCGAUCGAGUCUCCGGACAGUGUCUUUUGUUACGACAAUGUCUUCGGAAUACAAUAUGGAGAGAAAUUCUUUGUAAUAAAUGUGCUGGUGGAUACACUGGACGCGCUGCCAUCAUUGGGGAUGACAUCGUGCAGAAACUUCAGAAACAAGUUUUUGCUCUUAUCUCUUAUAGUGAGGACACUGGAGGCGCUUCUGCUUAUGACGCUGACUAUGACAAGAUGGAGGAAACGUUGAAGGAGGAGAAGCAGACUUUGGCUGAGGCUAACAUUUCAAAGGAAGAUAUUGAGGAGAUGAGCAAGAAAUUGGCUCGUUUGAAAAAGCAAGUGAUUGCUGUAAUAGAAAAUUUGGGAGCAAUUGCAACGAGAAUCUCGAAUAUCACAUAG
Molecule: messenger RNA, 558 nt
Organism: Caenorhabditis remanei
Lineage: Eukaryota; Metazoa; Nematoda; Chromadorea; Rhabditida; Rhabditidae
Exons: 3
Coding region: 1-558 (185 amino acids)
Biological process (GO): axon guidance
Cellular component (GO): basement membrane
Molecular function (GO): extracellular matrix structural constituent
Source: RefSeq, a predicted model, not a curated record